This is a messenger RNA of Emericellopsis cladophorae, 903 nucleotides long. RefSeq names its product putative membrane protein-like protein. The transcript has a single exon. The coding region runs from base 1 to 903 and encodes 300 amino acids. The record is from RefSeq and is a predicted model, not a curated record. Gene Ontology annotation, biological process: retrograde transport, endosome to Golgi; phospholipid translocation. Lineage: Eukaryota; Fungi; Ascomycota; Sordariomycetes; Hypocreales; Bionectriaceae. Gene Ontology annotation, cellular component: trans-Golgi network; endosome.
AUGGGUUGGUUCACCGACCUCACGGGGCUCAUUGCCCCCAUGUUCAUCAUCGCCUCGCCCAUUCUGUCCUACUCGGACCAGGCCAUCUCGAUGCACCGCAACAAGACCUCGGCCGGCUUCUCUCUCGACAUUCCGCUCAUCAUGCUCGUCGCCUCCUUUCUGCGCAUCUUCUACUGGCCCGGCGCCCGCUUCGACGCCUCCCUGCUCGUGCAGUCGCUCAUCAUGGUCGGCGUGCAGUUCGUCCUGCUCAAGAUUGCCCUCGACCACCGACCGAGUCCGUCGUCCAAGGGGGGCGAGAUGCCGUUCGCGGGCGGCGAGGCGGACGGCUGGUUUGGCGGCGCCCGCCCCUACUCCUUCUGGCAGUGGCGGAGCCCCAAGCCGUACUGGCAGUUCCUGGUCUACCUCUUUGCCGGCCUGGUCGCGUGCGAGGUCAUCCUCUCCUUCCUGCCGCCCGUGUACACGCUCUACUCGUCCCUGAUCGGCAUCGCGGGCCUCUCCAUCGAGGCGACACUGCCCAUCCCCCAGAUCCUCGCCAACCACAGCUCGCGCUCCUGCAGGGGCUUCCGGCUCUCGGUGCUGGGCAGCUGGCUGGGCGGCGACGCGAUGAAGAUGUUCUGGUUCUUCACCGCGACCACCGAGAUCCCCUGGGCCUUUAAGAUCUGCGGCAUGUUCCAGGCCGCCUGCGACGCCUACCUGGGCGUCCAGUACUGGAUGUACGGCGAGGGACCCCCGAACCCGCUGAGCAACGGGACCGGCGCCAUCAAGGAGCACCCCCUGGACGACAUGAGCUUCCCCGCGGGGAGCCCUUACAAUGUUGGCAAGCAGCCCAGCGGCAGGGAGCACAGUAGGAGCCUGACCCCCACAAGGCGGCCGGCGCCCUUCCACGUCGUGACGGCUGAGUAG